Messenger RNA from Chiroxiphia lanceolata (lance-tailed manakin), 2189 nucleotides. It is a transcript of the gene SSNA1, whose product is annotated as SS nuclear autoantigen 1. Gene Ontology annotation, cellular component: centrosome; ciliary basal body. The record is from RefSeq and is a predicted model, not a curated record. NCBI's taxonomy places the organism in Eukaryota, Metazoa, Chordata, Aves, Passeriformes, Pipridae.
CUGGGGCAAAACCCUUCCUUGGCCAACGCCAGCUCCCUCGGGGAGCGAGCGGAGCAGACCAGCAGCUCGGCCCGAGGAAGCUGCGCCCCUCUGGGCACAUCCCUCUCCUGGCUGGGGUGAUGGGGAGAGGGGCCGGCUGGACCCCGGGACCCCGACAGCCCCCGGGAGACACCACCCGCACACCCCCAGGCGCCCCUUCCCCUCUCCCCCGGCAGAACCCCGGCGGCUCGGGCCGCUCCUCCCUCAGCCCCGGCGGCUCCGCCCGCACCGCGGGCCCGGGGGCGGAGGGGCCCGGCCGGGGAGGGGCCGAGGCCGGAGCCCCCCGGGUGGGUGCCGAGGGAGCCCAAGGCCCCCUGAGGGCCCCCCCGGUCCUCCUCACCAGCCCCAGGGCGGCGGGCGGCACCAGCGCGGUGCUGAGCGUGUGCCAGGCGGCCGAGAGUUCCAUGCGGGCCGGGCCGGGCCGCAGGAAGGGGCGGAGCGGCGAUGAGCGGGGCCGGGGCCGCGCUGCGGGGGCAGCGCCGGGCGCUGCGGGAGGGGCUGUCGGAGCUCCGCGCCCGGCGGGACGAGCUGAGCGGGCGGAUCCGGGCGGAGGAGGCGGAGCGGGCCCGGCUGCAGGCGCGGAUGGCGGCGCUGGCCCGGCGCUUGGCCGACACCAGCGAGAGCCUGGCGGGGCUCCGGGCAGCCCGCGCCAACAUCGACCGAACCAUCGCCGAGACCGAGGCGGCCUCCGGGCAGGUACUGGACAAUUCGCAGACAUUGCUAGAUAUCCUGAAGGAAGAAAGUGGGAGAUGUAAAGCCAGUGAGCCACAAAGCAGUUCAUUAGGACAACAAGCACAUCAACAAAAGCGUUCCUAAACUUGAUUUUCAGCCUGGGAAGUCCUGCUGGUCUGGGACAGCUGCUGUUCUGGUACAAGGACGCCACAUUUAAUAAAAGCCUUUGUUUUGCAGAAGUAAAUUUUCCUUUCAGACGUGCUUUGGUAUUAGUUAAGAGAUCCACUAAAGUUGAUCCUCAAGUGUUAAGAGAUGAGGGUAGGCAUGUACAAAAAAAAUACCCUUUAUUUUGAGCACAGUGAUCCUGAAGCUGCUUCUGCCCUCAACAGCACUCACCUUGCCCUGCCAGGAGGGAGCUCAGGGUACCUGGCACAGACAGGGAUCAGAGCAGAGCUGGGGAGCACAAAGGCAGUGCUGGGUGAGGUGUGAAUCAGGGGCAGGGUAGAGCAGGAGAGCUGGAGGAAGGAGCAGGAGCCAGCAGCACACAGGGCAGCACGUGCUGCAUCCCCCAGCUCCUGAGCCUGUCCUGCCCACGGGGCUGCAGGCACUGAGUUAACUCAGGGUACAGCACACUGAGUACCAGAGCAGUGUUUCAGCUGGCUGAGGUCAGGGGAACAAGCUGCAGGAUAUUGUUGGCUUUAGCAUUCCUCAUUGAUCCAUAGCAGAACGAAGUCAGGACUAAUUCAGACACCUUGUCCCUAACUUGAGCUGAAAGCAGCUUUUGCCUUACCACCUGCAGUUUUGCUAAGCUGUGACUCUACAAACAGAGCUGCCUUAAACUGACCUGGGCUUUUCCACAGGGAAGGAUGCUCACUGGGACCUUUCCUGCUAAAAAAGCUGUGAAAAAACUUUUCUUCAAACGUAGUCCCUGGUCUUUGGCUGUGGGCAGUGUUUAACUCCACACAGCUGAGAACUUACCCCUUAAAUUUUCCUUGCAUUUUCCCUCAUUCUACCCCAGUGUCAGCACCUUGUCCUGAAGUAUUCCAUAUAACACAUGGAAUUUCACAGUACCCACAGUACCUGUGUCAUGUCCCAGGCAGGUGCACUGCAGACAUGUCCUGCUCCUGGGAGGUCAAGCAGGGAGCAGGUCUUGAGUUGGCCUGGACAGGACAAGGAGGUGCCAAGUGUUCCUUUGUGGCCCCUCCAGCCAACAUCUAACAAACUACUGAGUAUCUCAUCUUUUUCUGUGUGUGUGUUCUCUUUCCAGAAGUAUUUAGGCACAGAAGGGAACAGCUACAAGCAGGUAUGUACUAACAUUUAAUCCUGACUGUGUUUUUCAGCAGAACAACCUUCCCCUGCUGCUACAAUACACACCAAACCCAGUGCAAGGUAUGCAGAGCAUUUUCAGUUCACAGACCUCGAGUAGAUAUCCAUCAUCUCUGUAUAACAGACAAACCAAUAAACAUUAUCAAAUUUAA